This is a messenger RNA of Pantherophis guttatus, 2818 nucleotides long. It is a transcript of the gene KCNJ8, whose product is annotated as potassium inwardly rectifying channel subfamily J member 8. Gene Ontology annotation, molecular function: ATP-activated inward rectifier potassium channel activity. Lineage: Eukaryota; Metazoa; Chordata; Lepidosauria; Squamata; Colubridae. The record is from RefSeq and is a predicted model, not a curated record. Gene Ontology annotation, biological process: potassium ion import across plasma membrane; regulation of monoatomic ion transmembrane transport. Gene Ontology annotation, cellular component: plasma membrane.
UAGAGGGACCAGCCACUAAUUCUACCAACUGGCUUUUUUUAAAGCCCAAGAGCCAAUUCUUCCCUGGAGUUUCCUAGGGAUGAACUCUCCUCCACUGCUUUCUGGAUCUCUUUCUCCUUCUGGAGCUCACCCCCCUCCCCAAUUCCUCGCCUUUUCGUUGCGUCAGUUGAAUGUUGGACCCCGGCCAGUCUCCCUCCGCCUUCUCCCCCCCCCUUCCUCUCCUCCGUCCCAUCCCCAAUCUCAGAAAAUGCAGAAGAAAAGUUCCCUUCGCAAGAGGAGGCACGAUCUCGCUCGGCCAAAGCAGCAACCCUAGGACUCGUUCUGCGCCCAGCCAGGGGUCUCAAAGCGGGACAGGAGCCUCUUGGGUCCCUUGCGCGUCUUCUCCAUCCUUCUGGACAAAGGACCAGUCUUCCCUCUCUCGGAAAUAACCGAUCCGGUUGGGAGCCAGGAGGUCGUCUCCAGCCACUUGUCUCCUUCUUCCUCGCCUUGCGAUCCUGCCUCGCACACCUUGCGCAUCUGAGGAUCUCCCUGCGCCCAUGGCAGCGCGCAAGAGUUGGCCCAGCUGACUGCAGGCUUUGGAAGCGUCUCUUGGAUUUGAGAAAAGGAGGAGGAGUCUUUUGUGUGCCAGUUGUUGGGCAAUGGUGGCAGGAAGAUGUUGGCCAGGAAAAGCAUUAUCCCAGAAGAAUAUGUUCUUGCCCGCAUUGCGGCUGAGAAUUUGGGCAAGCCCCGCAUUCGAGACCGCCAGCGCAAAGCCCGUUUCAUUGCCAAAAACGGCGCUUGCAACCUGGCCCACAAGAACAUCCGUGAGCAAGGACGCUUCCUGCAGGACAUCUUCACCACCUUGGUGGACCUGAAAUGGCGCCACACUCUGGUGAUCUUCACCAUGUCCUUCCUCUGCAGCUGGUUGUUCUUCGCCAUGAUGUGGUGGCUGGUGGCUUUCGCCCACGGAGACAUGGACAAGCCUUGCAGCACUGAAGACUUAGACAAAUGGAGACCAUGCAUCACCUGCGUCAGGUCCUUCAUCUCUGCUUUCCUCUUCUCUAUUGAGGUCCAGGUGACCAUUGGUUUCGGUGGAAGGAUGAUGACCGAGGAAUGUCCCAUCGCCAUCAGUGUUUUGAUCCUCCAAAACAUUGUGGGCUUGAUCAUCAAUGCAGUCAUGUUGGGUUGCAUCUUCAUGAAAACCGCCCAGGCCCACCGCAGAGCAGAAACUUUGAUCUUCAGCCGGAACGCGGUCAUCGCUGUCCGUAAUGGCCACCUGUGUUUCAUGUUCCGCGUAGGGGACCUGAGGAAAAGCAUGAUCAUUAGUGCCUCGGUACGAAUCCAGGUUGUCAGGAAGACCACCACUCCAGAAGGAGAAGUCAUCCCAAUCCACCAGCUCGAUGUUCCAGUAGACAAUCCUCUUGAAAACAACAAUAUUUUCCUGGUGGCUCCAUUGAUCAUUUGUCAUGUCAUUGAUAAGCGGAGUCCUCUUUAUGACAUCUCCGCCAAUGAUCUGGCCAACCAAGACCUAGAAAUCAUUGUCAUACUUGAAGGUGUGGUGGAAACCACUGGAAUCACCACCCAAGCCAGAACAUCCUACAUAUCAGAAGAGAUCCUCUGGGGUCAUCGCUUUGUGCCCAUCGUCACGGAAGAAGAAGGGACUUACGCUGUCGACUAUUCCAAAUUUGGCAACACCAGCAAAGUCGCGGCACCCCGCUGCAGUGCCAAGGAGUUGGAUGAGAAGCCCUCCAUUCUCAUCCAGACCCUCCAGAAAAGUGAGCUGUCCCACCAAAACUCUUUGAGGAAACGUAACUCCAUGCGGAGGAAUAACUCCAUUCGGAGGAAUAAUUCAAUCAGGAGGAAUAACUCUUCCUUCAUUGUGCCUAAAGUCCAAUUCAUCACACCUGAAGGCAAUCAGAACACCAUGGAAACAUGACAGAGCCAAGGAGUCAUAUGCAGCGGUCCUGCAAAAACAGGGGUUUACCUUUGUUAUAAUAUUAGUAUUAAUUUGAUAUAAACAUUUAAUAGAUAUUAAGGGUUAUUUAUUAUAUGCAGACACCAGAUCAAACCAGAGAUAGGUUGUCAUUGAGUCCAUUAUCAAUGCGUGGUCCAAUGUUUGCAUAUUUGAGGUUGAGAUGCUACAGCUAGUCCUCAACUUACAACCACAACUGAGGCCAAACUUUCUGUUUUUAAGCAAGAACAUUAUUAAAUAUUGCCCCAUUUUAUGAAUUUUCUUGCCACAGCUGGUAAGUGAAUCACUGUAGUUGUUAAGUGAAUUAUGCUGUCAUUAAGCUAAUCUGGCUUUCCCCAUUGACUUUGCUUGUCGGACGCCAACUAGGAACGUUAGACAUGGUGACCCCGGGACAGUGCAACUAUCAUAAAUACAUCUCAGUUGCCAAGCAUCUGAAUUUUGAUCAUGUGAUUGUGGGGAUGCUGUGAUGGUCAUAAGUCACUUUUUUUCAGUGCCAUUGUAACUUUGAACGGUCACUGAAUGAAUGUGUCAAGCUCGAAGUGCGCUUUUGCUGUUACAACCAUUAUCACUUCUCAACUUGCCAAAGGACUAGAGGGGAGGGACGGGUGAGAUGGAAUACAGGUUCCAGACUUCAAGAAAGAGAGCUGUUGGAGCCAAGGACACAUCUGCAGGUGUUAGCUAAGACUGGAGACUCUUUCUCAUAACAAAACAAUGACACUCAAUUGGAUAAUGUGACCUACACUAAUAGGAGGAAGGGAGAAAUCUAUAUAGUAACUAUGUGGGUUUGUGUGGGAAUUAGGUAGAGCUGGUUUUGCCUUCAAUAGUACCAAAAUGAUGCACUCAAUAAAGUUUUGCAUUAAGAAAUCG